CGAAGCAGAGAGACAAAGAGAGAGAGACUUCAUUGUUAAGUUUGUGUUCGCAGAACUCCUCAAGCUUCUUCCUUUUUUGCUCAUACAAACAACAAUGGCGACGGUUACACUCAAAUCCUUCACGGGUCUUCGUCAAUCAUCAACGGAGCAAACCAACUUCGUGUCUCAUGUACCGUCGUCACUUUCUCUCCCUCAACGACGUAGCUCUCUCCGAGUUACCGCUGCCAGAUCCACUCCCAAACUCUCCAACCGUAAACUCCGCGUCGCCGUCAUCGGUGGUGGUCCUGCAGGCGGAGCUGCUGCGGAGACUCUUGCUCAAGGAGGUAUCGAGACGGUUCUCAUCGAGCGUAAGAUGGACAACUGUAAGCCUUGCGGUGGCGCGAUUCCUCUCUGUAUGGUUGGAGAAUUCAAUUUGCCGUUGGAUAUCAUUGACCGGAGGGUGACGAAGAUGAAGAUGAUCUCGCCUUCCAACAUCGCUGUUGACAUCGGCCGUACGCUUAAGGAGCAUGAGUACAUUGGUAUGGUGAGAAGGGAAGUGCUUGAUGCGUAUCUGAGAGAACGAGCUGAGAAGAGUGGAGCUACUGUUAUUAAUGGUCUCUUCCUUAAGAUGGAUCAUCCUGAGAACUGGGACUCUCCCUACACUCUGCAUUACACGGAGUACGAUGGUAAAACCGGAUCUACGGGUACAAAGAAGACAAUGGAGGUUGAUGCUGUCAUUGGAGCUGAUGGGGCUAACUCCAGGGUUGCCAAAUCUAUUGAUGCUGGUGAUUACGACUACGCCAUCGCGUUUCAGGAGAGAAUUAGGAUUCCAGAUGACAAAAUGACUUACUAUGAGGAUUUAGCUGAGAUGUAUGUUGGAGAUGAUGUGUCGCCUGAUUUCUACGGAUGGGUGUUCCCUAAGUGCGACCAUGUAGCUGUUGGAACAGGCACUGUGACUCACAAAGGUGACAUUAAGAAGUUCCAGCUUGCUACUCGUAACAGAGCCAAAGACAAGAUUUUGGGAGGCAAGAUCAUCCGUGUUGAGGCUCAUCCCAUUCCUGAACACCCAAGACCACGUAGGCUCUCCAAAAGAGUGGCUCUUGUAGGUGAUGCUGCAGGGUAUGUGACUAAAUGCUCUGGUGAAGGGAUCUACUUUGCUGCUAAGAGUGGAAGGAUGUGUGCUGAAGCCAUUGUUGAAGGUUCACAGAAUGGUAAGAAGAUGAUUGAUGAAGGGGACUUGAGGAAAUACUUGGAGAAAUGGGAUAAGACAUACUUGCCUACGUACAGGGUGCUUGAUGUGUUGCAGAAAGUGUUCUACAGAUCGAAUCCGGCUAGAGAAGCGUUUGUGGAGAUGUGUGCCGAUGAGUAUGUUCAGAAGAUGACAUUUGAUAGUUACCUAUACAAGAGGGUUGCACCAGGUAGUCCUUUGGAAGAUAUCAAGUUGGCUGUGAACACCAUUGGGAGUUUGGUCAGGGCUAAUGCUCUAAGGAGAGAAAUUGAGAAGCUCAAUGUCUAAGAACAAAAAGAUGAGGUCUAUCCCCUUGCUUCCUAUCUCUCUCUUUUUGUUUGUUUGUUUGUUAGUAUCUACAGUACACUAAUGUUGAAACCCUUCAAGGUGGUAUUCAGUAUCAUAUUUAUGUUUUUUGUUCA
Messenger RNA from Capsella rubella, 1629 nucleotides. RefSeq names its product geranylgeranyl diphosphate reductase, chloroplastic. Gene Ontology annotation, cellular component: chloroplast thylakoid membrane. The record is from RefSeq and is a predicted model, not a curated record. Gene Ontology annotation, biological process: photosynthesis; chlorophyll biosynthetic process. Gene Ontology annotation, molecular function: oxidoreductase activity, acting on the CH-CH group of donors, NAD or NADP as acceptor; FAD binding. NCBI's taxonomy places the organism in Eukaryota, Viridiplantae, Streptophyta, Magnoliopsida, Brassicales, Brassicaceae. The transcript has 3 exons. Bases 95 to 1495 code for a protein of 466 amino acids.